Dujonia railenensis is the source of this 1230-nucleotide messenger RNA. Lineage: Eukaryota; Fungi; Ascomycota; Pichiomycetes; Serinales; Debaryomycetaceae. The record is from the annotation of a GenBank genome assembly.
AUGGCUCCAAUGACUAGAUCUAAUGCAAGAAUUGCAAGAUUUGCAGUCUUUGCAGUUAUUUUGAUUAUCAGUGGGUUCAUCCUUUCUAAGGGAUCUUCAUACACUGCUGGAAGUGCUUCUCUAGCCCCAGCUGUCCAAAAGGGAACUGUUUCUGAUUCUGGAGCUCCAGCCGCCGGUGUCCCUCCUGCUGAAGUUAAGAAUGCUGCUGAACCAGGUGCUGUUAAGGCUCCAACUGACAAGGAAAUCGCCAAGGACAAGAUUUCUGCUACCUUUGUCUCGCUCGCUAGAAACUCCGAUAUCGACUCCCUUCUUGGUUCCAUCAGACAGGUUGAAGACCGUUUCAACAAGAAAUUCAAGUACGAUUGGGUUUUCUUGAACGAUCAACCAUUCUCUGAAGAAUUCAAGGAAAUUACCACCGCUGCUGUCUCUGGUAAAACCAAGUAUGGUUUGAUUCCUGUUGAACAAUGGUCUUACCCAGACCACAUUGACCAAGAAAAGGCUGCUUUAUCUAGAGAAAAGAUGGUUCAAGAAAACGUUAUCUAUGGUGGAUCCGUCUCUUACAGACACAUGUGUCGUUACGAGUCCGGAUUCUUCUGGAGACACGAGUUAAUGAUGGAUUAUGAAUACUACUGGAGAGUGGAACCAGAUGUCAAGAUCUACUGUGACAUUGACUACGACAUUUUCAAGUGGAUGAAGGAUAACGACAAGGCUUAUGCUUUCACUAUCUCUUUACCAGAGUACGACAAGACUAUCCCAACUUUAUGGCAAGAAACCAAGAAGUUCACUGAUGCUAACCCUCAAUUCCUCGCUGAAAACAAUAUGCUUGAUUGGAUUUCUAACGAUAAGGGUCAAACUUACAACGGUUGUCAUUUCUGGUCUAAUUUCGAAAUUGCUUCAUUGAAGUUCUGGAGAUCCGAAGCUUACACCAAGUACUUCGAACACUUGGAUGCUGCUGGUGGAUUCUUCUACGAAAGAUGGGGAGAUGCUCCAGUUCAUUCCAUUGCUGCUUCCUUAUUCUUGAACAGAGAUAAGGUUCAUUUCUUCGAAGAUGUUGGAUACUACCACGUUCCUUUCCAUAACUGUCCUGUCGACAAGGCUACUAGAAUAGCUAAGAACUGUGUCUGUAACCCUAACGAAGAUUUCUCUUGGAGACCACACUCAUGUACCCCAAGAUACUACUCAUUGAAGGGAUUAAAGAGACCAAGUGGAUGGGAAAACUUCAGUUCUUAG